GAGACCGGCAGCAGCCAUGGAAGAAUUAAUAGUUGAACUCCAGCUGUUUCUUCAACUUCUGGACCAUGAAUACUUGACAUCUACGGUCAGGGAAAAGAAAGCAGUUUUAAAUAACAUUCUUCUAAGGAUACAGGCAACAAAAGACUUUGAGGUAAAAGAAAAUGUACAGAGACAAGAGAUUGCCAUCAAUUUGCCUGCACCACCUCAGAUGCCUUUGCCAGAAAUCCCACAGCAAUGGCUGCCCCCAGAUGAUGGUCCUCCUCCAUUGCCUUCCUCUUCUCUUCCUGAAGGUUACUAUGAAGAGGCUGUGCCACUCAGCCCAGGGAAAGCUCCUGAAUACAUUACAUCCAAUUAUGAUUCUGAUGCAAUGAGUAGUUCAUAUGAAUCUUAUGAUGAAGAAGAUGAAGAUGGAAAAGGGAAAAAAAUGAGACACCAAUGGCCUUCUGAGGAAGCAUCAAUGGACCUUGUUAAGGAUGCUAAAAUUUGUGCCUUCCUUUUACGAAAAAAACGAUUUGGACAGUGGACCAAACUAUUGUGUGUGAUCAAAGAAAACAAACUGUUGUGCUAUAAAAGUUCCAAGGAGCAACAGCCUCAGAUGGAACUGUUAUUGUGUGACUGCAGUAUUACAUAUAUUCCCAAAGACAGCAAAAAGAAGAAGCAUGAACUGAAAAUUGCACACCAGGGUCAGGAUGCUCUAGUUCUUGCUGUACAAAGCAAGGAACAGGCAGAUCAGUGGCUGAAGGUAAUAAAGGAAGUUUGCAGCACCUACGUUAGCACAGUAGAUUCAGAUGGACCAUCAUCUAAUUCUGUAUAUAAGACUGAUCUUGAAAAGAAACUGUCCUUAGAAAGACCAAGUUCUGAUGGAGAAGGUGUGGUAGAAAAUGGCAUAACCAAUAUUUGUAAUGGGAAAGAACAUGUAAAGAGGAAAAAGAGCUCAAAGGUGGACUCCAAAGGCACUGUACCUAAAGUAACAGGAAAGAAGAUCACAAAGAUAAUUGGGCUGGGGAAAAAAAAGCCAUCUACUGAUGAACAGACCUCAUCUGCUGAAGAAGAUAUACCAACAUGUGGAUAUCUUAAUGUGCUGUCCAAUAACCGUUGGCGUGAGCGCUGGUGCAGAGUGAAAGAUAAUAAGCUGAUACUCCACAAAGACAGGACAGAUCUAAAGACUCAUAUUGUUUCUAUUCCUCUCCGUGGCUGUGAAGUUAUUCCAGGAUUGGAUUCCAAACAUCCCCUGACAUUCCGCUUGCUUCGAAAUGCUCAGGAGGUUGCAGUAUUAGAGGCUUCAUCUUCAGAAGAUAUGGGCAGGUGGAUUGGGAUUCUGCUGGCUGAGAGUGGGUCAUCUGCAGAUCCUGGCACUCUGCACUAUGACUACAUAGAUGUGGAUGUGUCAGCUAGUGUCAUUCAAGCUGCAAAGCAAACAUUCUGUUUUAUGAACAGACGGGUUCUUUCUACUAAUCCUUACAGAGGAAAUGCUACUAAUGGCUAUGCGUGUCCCAGUGGGAUGGCACUUCAUUAUGAUGAUGUUCCUUGCAUAAAUGGAUCAGUAAGAAUUGACUUUUGUAGGGAACCAGAAGAUGGCUUUCCUACUUCUUCUAGCAAAAACACAGGAGAAGAUGGGCUUUAUGAUAACAUGGGCCUGUAUGAUAAUUUGCCAUCUCCGAAAAUUUUUGCACGUUGUUCACCAGCAGAGCGAAAAGCCAAUAGGUUAUCUACUGACAAACUAUCAUCUAACCAUUAUAAACAUCCUAUCUCAUCCAAUCUGUCUUCUGCUCAGUCUGUCACUAAUACCUCUGCUGUGGGGAGGGGAUCUGUUGCACAGUUUAAAGGGAAAAAAAUGCCAAUAGCUGCAAAUGGGAUUUCAGGAAAAGGGAGAACAUUAAGUAAUUCACUAAAAAAAUCAGAAUUUGCUUCAAAUGUGAAACGUAGCAGCUCUAAUGCAGAUCAGUAUAAGUAUGGAAAGAAUCGUGUUGAAGCAGAUGCAAAGAGAUUACAAACAAAAGAGGAGGAACUAUUGAAGAAAAAAGAAAUCCUAAGGAAUCACCUGGCUCAGUUACGAAAAGAAAGGAAAGACCUCCGGGCAGCUCUUGAAAUGAAUCCUGGCCGGAAACCCCUAAUAAUCCUUGAAGAUAAAUUAAAGAAGUUGGAAGAAGAGUGUAAGUUGAAAGAGUCUGAGCGUGUGUCUCUGGAACUAGAGUUGACGGAAGUGAAAGAGAAUUUGAAAAAGGCUUUGGCUGGAGGCAUCACACUGGGAUUGGCAAUCGAGCCUAAAUCACAGAGUUUAACUGCACAGUCCCCAGUUCUAAAGCAUCAGACACUGGAGAAUUCACCCAUCUCCAGUUGUGAUACAAGUGAUACAGAAUGUUCUAUGCCUGUGAAUAGUGCAAUUGUCCUGAAAAGACAUUCAUCCUCAAGCACCUCUCCAUGCCGAGGCCACGUGCUUCAGAAGGCAAAGGAGUGGGAGAUGAAAAAUGGAACAUAAAGAAAUACAAUUGCUACUAGAAUUCUGCUUUGGGUCUCUUGACUCAAGAUGAACUAAGGAAGAUUAAUCUGCACAGGGGUAUUAAUGGGUUGUCAGUUCUGUUUAGUGAAUGGUCAGUAUGCUUAAUACAGCUAGAAGGGGGGGCCUUCUUGAAUGUGUCAUUUCAAAUGCAGUGAUUAUUUACUCACUUAAAAUAUGAAAGAAACAGUUUAAAUGAUUACGUAGAUGGAUCAGGUAAAACUAGGAACUGUGUUGGAUGGAAAUGGAGAUUGGCAUGUUUCAGUACCCAUUUGGAAUAGAUUUAGAUACAUUUUAAUUAUUAGAUAUGAAAUCCAAUUUUGACUCCCUAAAACUUUGCUGUAUGAAUGUGGGGAUUCACAGACUUGUAAUAUUAAUUCAAGGCUUAUGAAUUUUAUGCAAGAGAAGAAUGGAGAGUUGUAGUCUUUGCAGAAAUUACACACCUGCUGUUUUCCAUGGUGAGUAGAGAUCAGAGAAAGACUAAAUUCUUAAUGAGGAAGUGAGAUUAGAGUAAAUAGAAAGACAUCUUCAAUCCCAAGUAAAAAUACCAGUCUCUUUUAAACUCUUUUUUAAAAAUGUAUUUAUUUGCUUGCUUGUUUUGAAAUGGUUUUACGGAUUUUAUUUUCAAAAAUCAAAUAGCAAUGGAUGCCACUUUACACAUACAAAAAAGGUCCACAACAUAGAAACUGGUUUUGAAGCAAA
This is a messenger RNA of Protobothrops mucrosquamatus (brown spotted pit viper), 3199 nucleotides long. It is a transcript of the gene AFAP1, whose product is annotated as actin filament associated protein 1. The transcript is spliced from 18 exons. Bases 17 to 2479 code for a protein of 820 amino acids. Gene Ontology annotation, molecular function: SH3 domain binding; SH2 domain binding. Gene Ontology annotation, cellular component: cytosol. NCBI's taxonomy places the organism in Eukaryota, Metazoa, Chordata, Lepidosauria, Squamata, Viperidae. The record is from RefSeq and is a predicted model, not a curated record.